GUUGUCGGGCAGCCGGUGGCUCAGUGCGGGGCGCAGCGCGGAGCCCGGUCGGGACGCGGUGUCCCCGGUCUCCCGUCCUGUCUACUCUCCCCCCCCGCCCCCCCUCCAGCCGGCGGUGGAUGGGACUGUAAGCGGCGGGGUGACUUUUGCGGCGGCGGCCCCCAUGUUUUCCCCCAGCCAGGAGGAGCACUGCGCGCCCAACAAGGAGCCCGUCAAGUACGGGGAGCUGGUGGUGCUGGGGUAUAAUGGAUCCCUCCCUAAUGGUGACAGAGGACGCAGGAAAAGCAGAUUUGCCCUUUACAAGCGACCUAAGGCAAAUGGAGUUAAGCCCAGCACUGUUCAUGUGAUUUCUACUCCUCAAGCAUCGAAGGCAAUCAGCUGUAAAGGUCAGCACAGUAUCUCCUACACAUUAUCCAGAAACCAGACUGUUGUAGUGGAGUAUACUCAUGAUAAAGAUACAGACAUGUUUCAGGUUGGGAGGUCAACAGAAAGCCCCAUAGACUUUGUAGUAACAGAUACUAUUUCUGGAAGUCAAAAUAAUGAUGAAACCCAGAUUACGCAAAGCACCAUAUCCCGUUUUGCAUGCAGGAUUGUUUGUGACAGGAGCCCACCAUAUACAGCAAGGAUUUUUGCAGCUGGAUUUGAUUCUUCUAAAAAUAUAUUUCUUGGUGAAAAAGCAGCAAAAUGGAAAAAUCCUGAUGGCCACAUGGAUGGAUUGACAACUAACGGGGUGCUGGUCAUGCAUCCAAAAGGAGGGUUCACUGAGGAGUCCAAACCUGGCGUUUGGCGGGAGAUCUCGGUCUGUGGUGAUGUGUACACUCUCCGGGAAACCAGAUCUGCUCAACAAAGGGGGAAACUGGUAGAAAACGAGACCAACGUCCUACAAGAUGGCUCUCUCAUUGACCUGUGUGGAGCCACCCUUCUGUGGAGAACGGCAGAUGGACUGUUUCACACUCCAACUCAGAAACACAUUGAAGCUCUGCGACAGGAGAUAAACGCUGCCAGACCACAGUGUCCUGUUGGGUUAAACACUUUAGCAUUUCCCAGCAUCAACCGUAAAGAUGUGGUAGAAGAGAAGCAGCCUUGGGCGUACCUCAGCUGUGGUCAUGUUCAUGGCUAUCACAACUGGGGACAUCGCAGUGACACAGAAGCCAAUGAGCGGGAAUGUCCUAUGUGCAGAACCAUUGGCCCUUAUGUGCCUCUCUGGCUUGGUUGUGAAGCGGGCUUUUAUGUGGAUGCUGGUCCUCCAACUCAUGCUUUCACCCCUUGUGGACAUGUGUGCUCUGAAAAAUCUGCAAAAUACUGGUCUCAAAUCCCACUGCCUCAUGGUACUCAUGCAUUUCAUGCUGCCUGCCCUUUUUGUGCAACACAGCUGUCUGGGGAACACAACUGCAUCAAGCUAAUUUUUCAGGGUCCAAUUGACUGAUACCACUUUGCAAUGACCACAAUAACAUUGUCUUUAACAAUUUACUGUGAAGAUUUUGCCACUAACUCUAGAUUUUACCUUUUUUUAUAAUGUUAUUAAUAAGGUGGUAGGGUGGGGAUGGGGAACUGACAAGGAAAUUGUGAGGGACUGUGGUGGAAUUGGGAUACAUUGAUACCUGGAACUUGACAGAUAUCAGUGGUGUUGCAUGCUCAAAAGCAGCAUAUUCAUGAAGUCUUCUUGGUCAAAUUGUAGUAUAUUUGUAAUCUUUUUAUUAGUACCCUGGAUCAGAAAAAGGUGUCUUAAUGAUUUUUUUUAAGCUAAGAUUUUUUUAAUGGAAAGGUUUUUUCUUCUAAACUUUGACAAGCCUUUAAAAACCUAUUUUUCAAAUCUAGAAGGAACAUGCAGAAUGUAACUGUCUUUAAUUUGCAAUAUAAUUUAACUUGAAUAGUUUCUCAAGGAGCUAACACAGAAUGUGUGGACAACCAUAGGUGAAUGUUCACUAGAGAUAAUUGGGUACUUAAGAGAAAAAUUAGCUGCCUAAAUUGUAGAGUAUAAAAGCUAUUAAAAUAUCUAUUAUGGUAUAACACAGCUGGCCAAAAAGGCAUCAAGGAUUACUUGAAACUGAGGAAAUCCUGUUUGCAUUGAUUUCCUUUCAGUGUAAUAGAUAUCCACUGUUCAUUAUGUAUGGUAUAUGGCUGAUUUAUUUUUUCUUUCUUCUUUUUUUUUUCCCCUGUUUAACCUGCAUCUGGUGAAACUGCUUUACUUUUUACAUACUUAGUUCUGUUUUUUUAAGCCAAUGUUCUGUAUAUGUAUAAUCUGGCCUUUUUUAUUUCUGCUUAAGUUAGCUUGCCCUAACCGCUCCUUGCAUGCCCAGGACCAUUGGGUUAAUUGAGAUGUAGCGAGCCUUUAAAAACUGCAUUAAUAAAGGGGUAGUGCUGCAGCAAGACAGAAGGUUUAGGUACAACUUAUACAGAACUUACUUACAUAAACCUGAAUUCACAAGAGCACUUAGUUUGUGUUUAAAUAUAAGCCCAUGGAUGGGACUGUUUAAAUUCUCAAGUGCUUCAAUGGAUUGUGGUUAUAUGCUGUUAUGUUUUGAAAUAAAAAAGCAAUUAAGAAUAAGUUAAUUUUUUUAAGCUCACUUACUAGCCAGACUGCUGUAAGGAGAGCAUCAUUUCUAGUUCAGCUGAGUAUUUUUGUUCAGUUUUCAACUUGCUGCCAUCUGUCACCUUUUUUGCAGAUUGAGAUGUGUUUGUAUCCAUUUUUUUUUUUUGAAUGUUUGCAAAUCAAACAACAUUCAAAUGUAAUCAAAUAUAUGCACCAGGGUGGUACAUCUGAAAUGGAUCACUUGAAAUUCCUGACUUUUUAAGAGAGCUGGUAAAUGUUUACUAUGGAAAUAAUUAAAUCAGAAUUUCAUAUGAGAUGUACCCUGCCCACUGUUAGUUUCAUUUCAUACAGAAUGAUAACUCUUUGAUUUGUGGGUUUUUUCUUUUGCUUUCUGUACUCUUGGUAUCUGAGGUAUCAAUCUAUCCAGGUUAAAAAAAAAAAAAGAGAAUUUGGGAGAAAAUUAUAACAUCUCUAGAUGAAAUUGAUCAUUCAAGCUCAGUUCUGUUUAAUCAACUAUAGCUUUUUGCUAUACUUGUGCCCUUUGUAUAAAUAUAUAAUUUAUAUGAUUUUAAUAUAUACUGUAUAUAUAUACUUGAAUUGGCCUGUUCAUAUUUUGGUUGUAAAAUUGUUUUAUAGUUAACCUUAUAAACAUUUUACAUGUCCCUUGCCAAUGGUGAUGGGAUGUACUUUGUCUGCUGCUGUUUUUAAUAUAAUUUUGCUGUAUAAAUGUUCAGCAUUUUAAUAAUUUGAAAAUAGCUUUACUCUUCUUUUUAUGCUUUUGCUGUUAAAAAAAAAUAUUUUUUUUCUGCAGCAUUUUCUCUAACAAUCCCAAACUGUACAGGUUUUGUCCUACUCAGUGAUUGGAAAUAGGAUGAAUCUCAUUAACCUAAAACUAUAUGCUUCUUCCUAGUGCCUUUUCAAUGAGAUCCUCUUGUGAUUCUGUAUUCCGAGUCCUUACUCCCACAAGACAACCUUGUGGCUAAUCUUCAUCAAGAGUGGCAGCCCAACCAGACAGGGAAGAAACGCCUUUGGCCUUCAAUUCCUUGUCGUGGUUUCUGUCAUAAAUGUGAAGGUGCCUCUUCCUUGUUGCUAUUCAGUACAAGUUCCUCAGGUCCCAUAUGCAUACUGCAGCAUUAUUUCUAUUUAGCAUAUACCUCAUCUGCGAGAGGCAGCCUCACCUCCACCUUCUUCUUACUGGACUCCGUGAAAUACUUAACUCUAUUUCUCACAAGAGAUACUAUGAAAACACACUUCCGGGAAAUGUUCCUUGUUGAAUUAAGGUCGUGAGCCCUGUGUUAAUUCUGGUGGCCGGAGGUCUUGAGCUCCAUGUACAACAACUUCCAAGGUCUGGGGUGGCAACUGUAUUACUGAGCUGAUCAGGACUUGCAUGUGUAGUCUUUCUCUGAGCGUAAAUGGAUUGUAAAUGCGCAGGUUCCUAGGCAUCUCUGCUAUCGAGCUGCUUUACUUUUUUCCUUCAGUCUUGCAGUUUAAUUGCUGCCUCAGGGCUUCGUAUAGCUACGCCCUGUGCAAAGUGAAUGUACGGCAUUAGAGGAAUCCUCACUGGAAAUACUAGCACACCAUCUGGUUGUGGUGCGUCUGGCUUGCGUGAAGUGGUAGACUGGCUAAUGGUUUGUAUCCAAGGGAAGUGUCCAUUUGAAAAGACUGUUUUCAGUGAGAUUUUUGUUUCUUUCACUGUUGGCAGUUCUGUAUAACACAAGAAAUACUGCAGGAAGGAUAAUACUCCUCUUACCUGGGAAACAAACUUCCAUAGUUCUUUUGUAUGAAUCCAGGUACUUUGCCAUUAAUUGGUAUUGAAAUCUAGGGCGAAUCCCGCAGAGCUGGAUUUACUGGGAAGGCAGGAGACCUUGUAGCAUUGUUUUUCUCAAACGCUGCUGCCACAUCUGCGGCUCUGAUCAAAUGAGGGACCUUUUGGCUGCUUAGCCUUUUUCUCCUCUUCAGUAAACACACACCUUCACUGGUCUGGUAACUCAAUUGGAGGAAGGUGUUUCUGGAUAAAUAAGACCGGUUCUGUUUGGAGGGAGUAAACUUGAGAACCACCCUCAAACUUUGUUUUGAAAGUUUAUUUAAUGAUUUCGGUGUUAUGAUAUUUUUUGCACACCAUUUCAAAUGCUGGCAAUGUAUUCUGUAAGGAUUUUUUCACCUGUUACUGUUGAUUCCAUUUGAAUGCUUCAAAACCAGGUUUGACUGCAUAACUUACAGCUAAAAGUAUUUUUCUAGUCUAAUCUUAAAAAAAAAAAAAAAAACAAAAAAAAACCAAAAAAAACACACCACCAAACACAAAAUGUCAUAUCCACGCAUGCUGAAGCUGUAACACUUUCCUUUUUCCUGGCAACUUUUUGAUAGUGCUGAAGUCUAAAUAGAUGACUGAGUGGUGAGUGUUGUUCUUAUUUUGAAUCAUGGUCCAAGUUGUACAAAAGAGCUGGCAUGAUACUGCAUUUUAAUCACAAAUUUUUUUCAAAUGUGGUCACUCUGUGCCUCAGGGUACAGUAAAUUGUACUGUACUGGCAGAGUAAUUAAAGGAAGAUUUAUUUUUUUCUUUGUGGGGGUGGGAAUGGGACUCAGAAAGGACAAAAGCCAUUGUCAGGCUGGUUCCAGCAGGGACAGAACCACCUUGAAGCAAAGACAUGCCAGGAGCCGAUCAGAAAUGUGAUUGUAGCUGUUCCUGCUUUCAGACCUGGUUCAUGCUCUAAAAAGGAUUCUCCUUGGGUUGUUAGAAGCUGCGGGAUGACAUGGAAAGGCUGUGAUCUUCCCAACAAAACACUCUGGUGUUUUAAUGGUGGUUCCUGGAAUUUGAGGGUUCCGCUUCACAGCCUGAGUGAGGAGCAGAGAUGCUGACUGAAUCACAGUGAGAAACUUCAAUAGUCUCUGAAGGGAACUUACUUGUUUUUUAACUCCACACACCACCGAAGAGAAACUGUGGGUUUCAACUGUGGUAACUCUCCCUUCAGUGCUGUUGCAGUAGCUGAUUGCUUUGAUCACCAUUUUUUCAUUCUUCUGGAAGUGGAAGGAAACUUCUCCAACACCAUCAUGUUUUUCUUCAUCCAGCUCACCGUCUUGACCCUUUUCUGGGCCCAGAGAACUGUCGGCAGUGAUCCGGCCAUCUUGAGACCUGAUAGAGGCACUUAAAUGCAUUUUUAGUGUGGUAGGAAAACUGCCCUGGCUUGGCUCCUCCUUUUGCUUAAGAGCUGCACAUAUGCUUUUGAAAUGAGCUGUGCUUGUCUGCUUUUUGCAGAGGAACGCUCUGUCACAGGUGGUUGAGUCUUGUUUUCCCCGAGACUUGUUAACAUGCCGCAUUUGAUGCCGACUGGAACAGCCAGGUAGAGCUGUUGAUGGGAACAGGUAGGAGCAGAUGUCUGUUAGGUGCUUGAGCUGUGUAGGUGUGGGCAGCCCAGCUAUUCUGCAGUGUUCUGGCCAAGGAUUCCUCCUCCUCAUUUGCUCAGUUUUCAGCCUCCUGUGAGUUCUUGGCUCCUCUCACUUUCUAUUUAUCCAUGUAGUUGCAGGUAAACAAGUAAAUACAGCUUGGAAAGAAAACAAGGAAGAGAAUUAAAAGAUACCUUCAGGCUUGCUUAUCUCUUCAAGGAAAAUAUAUGAAUUGGAGUUGCAAAUGUCUCUUACAGACUUUUCUCGUUAUUAUGAUUUUUUUUUUAUAAGCACCCUUCACAAGUCUCCACACUUGGUGAUGUGAAUUAAAAGGCAAAACUUAGAAGGUAAAGCUGGUUUGGGGUGGGUGGUGGGUGGAGGGGGAUAGUUUCUAGGAUGAAGUCGCAGUAGUUCUGCGGGCCCCGUGCAACCUGGUCCCAUUGACUGCAGCAGACGCCUCGGUCUUGAAAGAAGAGUAGGGUCAGCCUCGACGGGUAGGAAAGUCAGAGCUUUACUUUGUGUUGAUCAGAGUUUUAAUUUAUUGGCAGUGGAACAAAAAUAUGAGUUGCUUGGACCACCAAACUACAGACAAAGCUGGUGGCUGUCAAGGUUUCCUCUUAACGGGGCAUAUAUCUACCUUCCUGGUGGGCAAGCCAGUCUCCAGGUCACCUGGAAGUACCUUCUGUUUGUGUCAUGGUGAUUAGGGAUGGGUAUCACUUUCCUCUCAGAUUAAAGAUGCCAUGGAGAGCCCCUGGAAGGCUCCUUCUUGUGGCACAACUGUAGGAAAAGUCUCGUUCACACACAGCAAGCCCUUUACAAUGGAGAAGUGAUGUUUACCUUUAAACAGUGUUAGCAGCUGUUAAAACUUCUGGGUAUAUUUGUAAAAUUGGUCUUUUAUACACCAUGUGAAAUGGACUGAAAUAAUUUCUUUGUUGUUGUACCUGUGGAAGUACAAGCCAUUUUACAGGGAAAAAAAAAUUAAAAAAAAAAAAAAUUAAAAUAUUAUCUCAGUAUUGUCCCAGACUCCUUCAUUUUUUUUUUCCCCUGCUGGUUGGUUGUCAGGGUUUAACUUUGAUUUGCAAAAACUUACUUCAGAAAUAAACAGUUUCUCUUACUCUUUUUAUCCCCUUUCUUCUCAACAAACAAAAGCCUUUGAGGAUUCUUAAGUAUUCAAGGUAGUGGAGUGUAUUCAGGUGUGAGUGCCCUGAAAUUUCAGUUAAUUCACUUCCCUGAUUUUUAAAUUGAACUGUUUGUUUUCAAUGCCAACUGCCUUCUUGCGGUGUUAACAUAAUUGCUAAAUAAAGCAAUUUCCAGGAAUAAUAUGCUUUGUGACUCUUAAAAUUAAUUUCCAUAAUGGUAAUUCAGUGUUUUGUUUGCAUCUGUGUAUUCAUCCCUUUUUGUGUGCUGUCCCUGG
Molecule: messenger RNA, 7328 nt
Organism: Chroicocephalus ridibundus (black-headed gull)
Lineage: Eukaryota; Metazoa; Chordata; Aves; Charadriiformes; Laridae
Gene: PELI2
Product: pellino E3 ubiquitin protein ligase family member 2
Exons: 6
Coding region: 164-1426 (420 amino acids)
Biological process (GO): regulation of Toll signaling pathway; protein polyubiquitination
Molecular function (GO): ubiquitin protein ligase activity; protein binding
Source: RefSeq, a predicted model, not a curated record